UCUUAAAGCUAAUCGCUUUCAAAAGAGUUGAUUAAUAAUCAGACAAAAUGAGACAGAUCAUCGUCAACUAAUCUAGUCAUCUUCAUCUCAUCGAAAACCAGAUUAAGAAGACCAUCUUAAUUUUAUCAUCUUGUUUGAUCAGAUAUUCCUUUUUCUUCCCGCACAAGAAAUGGCGAAUUUCAUGUCCGAAGCAGUACAGCUCAGAAGAGGUCUCAAACCUAGAGGAAAGACUUAUGGAUUGACCAAUCAGAACAGACGAGAGAUCAGAGAAAUCUUUGAUCUCUUCGACAUAGACGGUUCAGGUAGCAUCGACCCUCGCGAGCUCAACGUUGCUAUGAGGUCUCUCGGGUUUGAGAUGAAUAAUGAGCAAAUAAACGAAUUGAUGGCAGAGGUGGAUAAAAACCAAAGUGGAGCAAUAGAUUUCGAAGAAUUUGUGCAUAUGAUGACAACUAAGUUCGGAGAACGAGACUCUACCGCGGAAUUGACUAAAGCAUUUAAGAUCAUUGAUCAAGACAACAAUGGAAAGAUUUCACAGCGCGAUAUCAAGCUAAUUGCAAAGGAAUUAGGAGAAAAUUUUACAGAUAAUGAUAUAGAAGAAAUGAUCGAAGAAGCUGAUCGUGACAAAGAUGGAGAAGUUAAUUUGGAGGAGUUUAUGAAGAUGAUGAUGAGGACUUCAUACGCUUAUCAGAAGUAAUAAUGCUUGUGUAGUAUAUUAGUUAAUCACUUCGAUUGUAAUAAAAAAAAAACUCGAUUUGCAUAGAAAAGAAGAAUGAAUCUGUUUGAUUUGUAAUGUGGUUGAAUAAAAAUGUACUAUGUUUGUAUAAUGAAAAAUAUACAUUAUUAGUUAUGCUAUGAAAAAAACCA
Messenger RNA from Eutrema salsugineum, 864 nucleotides. Its product is annotated as calcium-binding protein CML19. Bases 170 to 694 code for a protein of 174 amino acids. The transcript has 7 exons. Gene Ontology annotation, molecular function: calcium ion binding. Gene Ontology annotation, biological process: centriole replication; mitotic cell cycle. The record is from RefSeq and is a predicted model, not a curated record. NCBI's taxonomy places the organism in Eukaryota, Viridiplantae, Streptophyta, Magnoliopsida, Brassicales, Brassicaceae. Gene Ontology annotation, cellular component: centriole; centrosome.